Messenger RNA from Carassius carassius (crucian carp), 1171 nucleotides. RefSeq names its product tetraspanin-31. Gene Ontology annotation, cellular component: membrane. The coding region runs from base 132 to 770 and encodes 212 amino acids. The transcript has 6 exons. The record is from RefSeq and is a predicted model, not a curated record. NCBI's taxonomy places the organism in Eukaryota, Metazoa, Chordata, Actinopteri, Cypriniformes, Cyprinidae.
UGAAUCGGACAUCGCCACUGCUCAGUGUUCACAACAAGAGAAGAAGAACAGCUUCCAGCAUCAUCACAGCAGCGAAAACAUCAUCUGUAGCACAUCAUUUCAUCUGACCGGUAAAUGCCUGAAGACUCAACAUGGUGUGCGGAGGAUUUACGUGCUCGAAAAACGCCCUCUGUUCACUAAAUUUAGUUUAUAUGCUGGUGGGUCUCCUGCUGAUUGUCGUAGCAGCAUGGAGGAAAGGCUUUGGCAUUGUCUCCAGCAUCCACAUAAUCGGCGGCGUGAUUGCCGUGGGCUUCUUUCUUCUGCUGAUCGCCAUUGUGGGACUCAUUGGAGCUGUCCAUCAUCACCAAGUCAUGCUUUUCUUUUACAUGAUCAUUCUCUUCAUUGUGUUCCUUUUCCAAUUUGGGGUUUCCUGUUCAUGUCUGGCCAUGAAUCAGGGUCAACAGGAGAAGCUGCUGAAUUCAUCCUGGGGAAUAAUGAAUAACGACACAAGAAUCAGCCUUGAGAAGAGGUUGGACUGCUGUGGCCUGUUCAACGAUACGCAGAACCAGGGAGUGUUUGUGUCUGACUUAGACCUCUGUGAUGCUCCAUGUGUAAAAAAGAACACCUGCCUCACCUGCGGCGAAAAGAUGCUCCAACAUUCAUCAGAAGCUUUGAAGAUCCUUGGAGGAGUCGGCCUCUUUUUCAGCUUUACAGAGAUCUUAGGACUUUGGCUGGCCAUGCGCUACAGAAACCAAAAGGACCCGAGAGCGAACCCCAGUGCAUUCUUAUAGUCUCUCAGACCAGCUAUUCCAGUUCCCCUUUGCACAGGUAGAGUGGAGCGCACCAAGAGACAUUUAGAGCAUUAAACCCAGAACACAACCACUGAUCCCCACAACAAACUCUCAUCUGCACACACGGUUCAGAACACACUUGAUGCAAACACAUCUAUUUUGAUGAUAGAUCUGACCCAUGUUCUACACAAGGUCUGCAUAGGGCUAAUUUAAACCAGCAGGAGGAGGUAUCAUGUGUGAUAGGAUGCUCGUUCUGCCACUUCCCCCAUCCUUGAUGUGAGAAACCCUUCCUGUUUUCUGUAUGCAAAACGAAAAUCUGCAAUGUAAAGCCAUCGAUGUCUGCAUGUUCAUAGCCUCGGUUUCUUGUGACAAAGUCAACUCGCUUGUGUACACAUAACCAG